ACCGAAACUGACGCUCCCGUCGCCCCGUUUCUGGGCGUUCCUCAGGAAGCGUCUGGCAACUCUGGACGGCAGAUGGAAAUGUAAAAUGGCCGCCGAAGUGCUAAUUAAGAAGGGAAAAAGAGGAGCGGCUGCAUAUUUUCAAUCGGAAUGCGCAAGAACAAGCAACCCGAGGCAGCUAAACGAGCUGUUGGACAUUAUUCUUGACCCUCGAAAGCCCAUCGACAUAUGGGACACCAUAGAUUGGUGCAAAUGGCUCAUGGCCGGAGGCAAGACUCCGGACGAGUUCUCCCAGACAGUGCGGCGUUACGACAAUGCCACCACGUGUGGCCUGGUGUGGACGGCGAACUUUGUGGCAUAUCGGUGCCGCACGUGUGGCAUCUCGCCGUGCAUGUCCCUUUGUGCCGACUGCUUCCAGCAGGGCAACCACCAGGGGCACGAUUUCAACAUGUUCCGCAGCCAGGCGGGGGGUGCCUGCGACUGUGGCGACGCCAGCGUCAUGCGUGAGGAUGGGUUCUGCCACCGGCAUGGUCCCAAGGCACAAGCUGGCAAGCCGCCAGCACCUCCGGAUCUACUCUGCGUGGCAGAGUCCAUGAUGCCUCGAGUCAUCCUGCGCCUCGUCCAGCACCUGCGUGAGCACAGCAGCAGUGUUGAUGCUGGAACAGUGGGCCAGAAGGCGGUGCAAGAGGCAGAUGGCUUUCUAACUAUGCUGCAUCAGCUGAGUGAGAUGGGCGCUGUCAUGCGGCAAGUGAUGACUCACGCGCUCACCAACCCCCUCAGCUAUCGAACUCUCACCUGUGCUGCCGCCAUCGAUGUGGAGGACGAGGAGAAGGCAAAGUUUCUACGGCACAACUAUGAGUGCUACGAGGAGGCCAAGCGUCGGCUGCAGAACUGGGAGUGCCCACCUGAGUACCAAGAGAUCGCCUCACUACAGCCCGUCCUGAUGCACAACAGCUUCCUGGAGGAGUUGGUCUUCUGGAUGGUCAAGUUUGAGUUCCCUCAGAAGCUAGUCUGCUUCCUGCUCAACAUGCUACCUGACAUAAACUAUAAGGAGGCAUUCACGCAGACCUUCGUGCAGCACUACAGCCGCAUCAGCCACAUGCUGACACAGUCAACCGACUCAGAGACCCUGUCCAACCGGGUGGUGCAUGUGAGCGUGCAGCUGUUCUCCAACGAGGCGCUGUCACUGCGCAUGACGCGCCGGGCACACCUGCUGCACAUCAUGGUGAUCAGCUUGCGCGCCAUGAUGUCCCUCAUCCUGCAGCCCAGCACCCUGCAGGAGGGCGAGCGCAACUUCCACUACGUCGUCAACUGUGGGCACCGCAUUGCCAAGGACCACUGCUACUGGCCGCUGGUGAGCGACCUCAACAACAUCCUCACCCACCGGCCGGUCGCCAUGGAGUUCCUGGCCGACACCCGCCUUCUGGACAUGUGGUUCUCCCUGCUCUCCAUGUUUCAAGGCAUGAACGUCAACCAGCGAGAGCUGACCCAGCACGUGGAGUUCGAGCCCAACACGUACUAUGCAGCCUUCUCGGCCGAGCUGGAGGCUUCAGCAACGCCGCUCUGGGCGCUUAUCUCACACCUCAAAAAUGAGGAAACUUUGCCUCUGUCUAAGAACGUCCUUGAGAGGUGCCUCACAGCACUGGAGGAUUUCUUUGACAGCAUUGGCUUCAAGAAGGAUGAUACACCCAACCCGUACCAGGUGUCAUUCCACUUGCCCCUGCACCGGUACUAUGCGGUGUUCUUGUGCCAGGCAGUGACGAGGCAAGGGGCCACGCUAGUGGAGCUGCUGCCAGACACUGAUGUCCUGAUGACCCUAAUGGCACACCCUCUACAAGCCAUGGUGUCGUUCCACGAAAUAUUGUGUGGCCUCUGGGCGCGCAAUGGACUGCAGAUCAAGGGCCAGGCCAUGACGUACAUCCAGUGCCACUUUUGCAACUCCAUGGUGGAUGCCGAUCUCUUUCUGCUCCAGCUGUGUGCCACCCAUCUUGAUCCUGACUGGUUCAUUUCUACGGUCUUUCAGAGGUUCCACGUGUGGGAGUGGCUGUCGCUGUCGCCCAAUCGGGCCAACUCCUUUCUGGAGCCGGACAAGGUGCUGCCCAUGCUGGAGGCUGCGCUCACCUUUCUUGCCAUGCUCUUCAGCGUCCGCACCAACCUGGGCAUGAGCGAGGCUGAGGUGACGCGGCAGGAGAUGGUGAGCCUGCUGUGCAUGGGGGACCGUACGCACUCCCAGCUGAUGGACCUGCUGCCUGAGAAGUGCGGCACCAGUGCCCACAGCCGGGACUUCGAGGCCUUCCUCGAGGAAGUGGCACUAUACAAGCAACCAAACUUCGAGGCCGGCGGCAACUUGCUACAGGGAAUGUAUGUGCCUCAAGGUUCAGUGUGGGAGCGAGAGUAUGAUCCCGUGCACGUCCAGCUGCGUGCAGUGCAUCGCAAGGACUAUCAAGCAUCCAUGGACCGAUACAUGCACUUCAUGCGUCAGUCUGGUCGGCUCAAGGGAAGUGCCACACCCUGGCCACCGUACCGACUGCCACGCACUGUCCACCCAGAGCUGGUGGACCCCCGCAAGCUGCUACAGUGCAAGACUAUGCAGGCUGCUCUGUUCAUCAUCUUGUUCAAGGCCCUGAAAGACCCGGAGGUUCCCGAGCAGAUACUGGCUCUCACUGUCUACCUGCUGGAGAUGGCCCUGCAGUUUCACCCUCACUCCGUCUCUCAGAAGGACGAUCUAACAUCGGUGGCUGAGGUGACAGACCUGUCACUGUUGGAGUGGUUUCCGGAGACAUGCAUAGUGCAGAAUGCGCUGCGCACCAUUAAGACAGUGAUGCUGCCGGAUGGCCUGGCUCUUGCUCCAUCGGGCGUCGAUGACAUGGAGGUCGACCAGGAUCCCGAUGAAUUCCUCGAGGAGGCCGAGGAUGCCCUUGCCUUCCUUUUCCCAUCGGCCAGUGGCAGCUUUCCAGAGCUCACAGCCGGCACAGAGGCACACGAAACAGGCAGCACCACUGCACCCCAACUACCCUCGUCUGGCCAGCCACUGGCUCUUCCCCCUUCCUCACCAACUCCAGAAACUGGUGCGCUGGUUCCGGUAAACCCUGAAGCUGGCACCAUGGUGCCAGCCUUUUACAGUUCUCCGCCGCCGUCCUAUUACGCCCAACCUCUGGCUGGUCCGUCGCACCCUUCCACACCAGCCCUGCCUGCACCGAAUGAUACUGGUACUGCAGAGUCAGCCACAAACACUGCCCUGGUACCUACUGCCGGUGGUGGCAGGGCAGCUGCAAGGGAAUCUGCUGACCAGGCUGCUGCUCAUUCCGGGGCCCUCAUGCCUUCCACUACCACCCUGGUUCCCACCACGUCUGGAGCAGCGGGCGUCGUGCCAAGUGAUGCACUGGUGCGGCAUGGUGCUGCCGGUAUGUCCCAGCGUAGUUUAGCUGGCCCCGGUGGGGCCCUAGUUCCAUCAUCGAGGUUGCCUACAGCACUGUGGGGGCGGGCACGCCCUCUACCCUCCUCCGAAGGGGGCUCCACUGGUGCGGCUGUGAGCGGUUCCAUAGGUGCACUCGUGCCGCUGGGGCGAGGCCUAGCUCAGCUAAGCCGGCGGCUGCGGUCCCACGGCCUCCGGUCGAGGGCUGGUGGCGGUGGCGUAAACAAUGGCAGCGGCAGCAGCGGUUGCCACCCUCAACUGCCCGCCUGUAAGCCUCGACAUGAGCUGGAGAGCAGCACUGCUUUUAAGGCCCUCCCUCCAUCAGAUGCACCACGACCAGUGGCCGAGAUAGACGAGAGCCUGGUAUCCCUGCUGCUCAAGCUGCACUCGAAACUGUCAGGCCGGCCAGACUCAUACCGGCUGCCGGACAAGGACCAAGGUGGCCCCACACCCGAAGAGCAAGAGAGGGACAGGGUCGGGGCAGGACCUCACUUCCUGGGCCUUUUGCUCGACAAACUGGUGCGGCUGACGCGCACCGGCGAUCGAGAGUCGCCUGUUGAAGAGGUGCGGCGGCACAUCUGGCCACCCCAGUUCAGUGAUGGCGAGGGAAGCUCGGCCACUCCAAGCACGUCGGCUGCAGCGCGGGAGGCUAGCGAUCGGGAGGAACGGAGGCGUCGAGCCAAGGAGCGCCAAAUGAAGCUCAUGGCAGAGUUCGCCAACAGACAAAAGUCUUUUCUCAAGAAGGCCAUGGAGAUUGAAACUGAGGAGUUGGACAUGGCAGAGCAGCUGUCCGAGCCAGAAACAAUGGUGUCAGUGGCCAAGGAGUAUGAGUGUGUCAUCUGCAGUCAGACAUCGCCUUCCACGGUGGCUCGGCCUGUUGGCAUGGUGGUGCUUCUCCAGGCUACUAGUGUGAUGGGUCAUGCGCGAGAAGAGGAGGAGGCUGACCGCAAGCUUCCCUGCUCAGACGAGGAACGCCUGCCACUGCUUCGAGACGCCAGUCGAUCGGCUUACAUGAAGCAGCGCUUUGAGACCCUCACCAUGCACUUUGAUGAUUUCCCACUGGCACAGUCAGUGAACAUAGGCUGGGAGGGUGGAGUACAUGUGCAGACGUGUGGCCAUUAUCUGCAUCUGGACUGCCACAAGUCCUACAUGCUGUCUCAAAGGAGCCAACAAAGCCAGCGGUUGCAGACUGUGGCGGUUGAGCGGGGAGAGUACUGGUGUCCACUGUGCAGACAGCUGGCGAACUCUGUCCUUCCCCUGCACCCUGAGGAGCCCCAGGGCACACUGGUGCGCAGGGGCAUGACACCCAACACUCAACUGGUGCAAGACCUGUCUGCGAUGCUUGCACACAAGCCUCCGGUUGAGGAGCCAACGAUAAAGGAGAUGCGGCCCUUCAUGGAAGACCUCACCAAUGCUACGUUCAGCCAGUACCGGACCAUCUCCUACUUGCCCAAUUCGCAUAGUCUGGUGCUGUUCCUCUGCUCCAUUGCCAGGACCAACCUGGAGGCGGAGAUAGUGCUAAGGAAGCGAAACCUCUGCCUACCACAGCCACAGCAAGUCAAGAAGCAGUCCUGUUUCUUGCCUUUGUUCCGGGUGCUGGCAUUGCAUGCAGACCGGUGGAUGGAGCGACGCCAAGCCCCCUUUUGGUCGCAACUCACUGGCAUGGUGCUCAGUGAGAAUCUUACCAGCCUGACACCCGUGGAAAGGAAGGUACCAGUGUUCGUGUGCGACCCUGCAGCUGUGCUGCUGGAACUCAUGCUUGCCUUGCCUCUGGACCUAGAAAGAGCGUACUACACGUGUCUGGUUCGGUCACUGUAUGCACUCAACUACGUCCAGUCCUUGGUGCAGAUCAGCUGUAAUCUUGGUCACGUGGCACGGACUCAGUUCAAGCAGAAAAGCCUCGGCUCACCAAAUUCCCUGGAAUCAGCAGAUUCUGUGCUCGGCUUGCUGGUUGAGCAACUUGAGCAAGGCAAUCUGUACAUUGAUGACGAGGACAUGGACACCCAUGUGAGAGGCCAGGAGUUGACAGGACACCAGCUGGAGAAGCAAGUGAUGGCCAUGUGUGGACCCUUCCUGCGCAUAGCUGCCCUGCUGCAAUCGCACCUUUUCGAGGAGAAGCUGCCCACAGCCGCAGAUCCCGCGGACGAGCUGGGCAUGCUGUGCCUGUUUCUGGGACUAGGCCGCGAGGGCCAGCCUCCCCAGUUGGCUGCGGCAGGCGUCUCGUGGGUCACCGAGAGCCCCCAGGUUCUCCUGCGCUCCUGGUGCCGUGAGUUCAACCAGUUUGCUGGCGGGGUCCCAGUGGCUGCUAGGGGCCUGAUGUCAGUGAGGUGGAACUGGGCCCAGCCCCGGCUGCUGUCUCUGCCGGGCCGCUAUGAUGAGCUCUUCCAGUACUACCACAGCCGGGCAUGCAGCAACUGCCACAGCGUGCCCAAGGAUCCGUCUGUGUGCCUUGUGUGCGGCACACUGGUCUGUCUGCGUGAGAGCUGCUGUCGCCAGCAGGCGCACUUCGAGGCUGUGCACCACUCCAUUAACUGCGGCGCGGGCACGGCCAUCUACUUGGCGGUGAACUCGUCAACAGUGAUUGUGAUACGAGGCAAGCGGGCCUGCCUCUGGGGCUCCGUCUACCUCGACAGCUUUGGUGAAGAGGACAGAGACCUCAAGCGAGGGAAGCCACUCUACUUGAGCGUGGAGCGGUACCAGCUGUUGCAGCAGCAAUGGACAACACAUGCCUUUGACCACACCUCAAGACGCUGGGUGUGGCAUAAGGACAACCUGUGAUGCACCCCUGGCCCUCCUUCCCCUCGGCCUCACCCACCGCAUCUGCGUCUGGCCGCGCUCCAGGACGCUGUUGGCCACAACUCUGUGGUGCCGUUGUUCCCCUAGGCUUGUUUCACAGAUGCCUGGACGCUGCGGGUGCUGCAGCCGUCACUUCUAUCUGCCUUUUUCCUCACUGCACUAUACAUAUGUACAGGCGAAGUUCUGCCGCUGCUGCGGGGAAUGGCGCGUAGGAUUUUCUUCUUCUUCUUUUUUUUUUUUUCUGUGAGAUGCAGCUGUCAAGUAGCACUGCAGCCAGGCCGAAAGAAUACAGUAUAAUACUAGUAUAGGAAGUUGCAAAGAAAAAAAUUGCUGCUUGUUUGCAUUAAAAGAAGAGAGUUGA
Molecule: messenger RNA, 6569 nt
Organism: Dermacentor andersoni
Lineage: Eukaryota; Metazoa; Arthropoda; Arachnida; Ixodida; Ixodidae
Gene: Ubr3
Product: Ubr3 ubiquitin ligase
Biological process (GO): ubiquitin-dependent protein catabolic process via the N-end rule pathway; protein ubiquitination
Cellular component (GO): ubiquitin ligase complex; cytoplasm
Molecular function (GO): ubiquitin protein ligase activity; zinc ion binding
Source: RefSeq, a predicted model, not a curated record